AUGGACGUAAGGAUGAUGUUCCUCUAUGCUACCGCAUUGCUCAUUUUAGCUGGUAAGACUUAGAAUAGCUAUGGUGCAGUAUCAAUUUACUCUAUCUUAUUCUUUAAUAAAAAAGCACCGUUAUACUUUUGUACUCAGGAGAAAUAAGUUAAGAAGUGUUGCAUGUGCUCUUUUUUUAUGAUUUAUGAUUCAUCUAGUAGCAGAGUACAAAAUCGAACGGCUUUGUUGGGAGUCGCCAAUGUUAAAUCGAAAACUUUUUUUUGAAAUCUUUUAGUAUCAAUUUUUCACUCUUUUUCUACUUCGACCCUUCCUUAAACAUUUCAUUGUCUGAUGCCCAGUGGGGGGCGGGGAGUCCCUAGUUCCCUUCCUUGAACACUUCAUUGUCUUAUGCCCAGUCAGGGGGGGGGGGGGGGCCCCUACUUCCCGCCCGUAAACAUUUCAUUGUCUGGUGCCUAGCCCCCGGGGGGGGAAGGGGGGAGGGGGGUGGGGGGGGGGGGGGGGGUUGGCGGACCAUGCAAGGGUUCGAACAAAGUUAACCACCAAAAUUGUGGUGGGGCGGGGUGGGGGGGGCGCGCGCAGCGUUUGGUGUGUCGUCCCCCUGUUGGGGGGUGUGGGGCGGGGUGGGUGGGGUGCGGGCCCCCUACGGCGCGGCCGUAAACGUUGCGUUGGCGGGGGCGGGGGCGAGGUGGAGGGAAGGGGGGAGGGGGGAUGGGGUGUGGGUGGAGGUUUGCAGCACAUGUCACAGUUCGAUCAAAAUUGACCAUCAAAAUUGAUAAUGUUUGACAUCUGUCUAUUGACUGGGGUAUUAAGAUUUCUGCACAACCCCAUACAUGUAUUAUUUACAUAUUUUGACUGUAUUCAUUUUAACUAUAUGUGUGAAAUGAUAUGAAAUUGAGGCAUGCAUAAUAAAUGUAGGAGGAUUGUACUGCAGGCAUUUCUGACCACCUUUUGUUUGCAUGGCAGUAUGUUAUAGCAAAAUAUUUCGUCUACAAAGCAAGAGUGUGUUCACUGAUUGUUUUUUUUUUCCACUUCAGGAGGUACUCAGAGCACUCCAGUUCCAGGAAAAUUUUCCUUUGAAGUCACUGCAAAAAUUGAAGUACUUUGUGUACAUGUUAGUUACAGUGUUGCAAUCAACUGCAAGACUAAUGAUCCAAGUGCAAAUGUUUCUCUCUCUCUUCCUAAACACUUGCCAUCACACAAUUUACCAAGCUUGCAAGGAAGGUUAAAAAGAAAUGGAGCAAUCUUCACUAUACAAAAAGCAAUUUUACACGACGGAGGAAAAUACUAUUGUGUUGCAGAAAAGAAUGGGAAAGUGAUUAAAAGAGAAAUCUAUCUCUACGUGGCAGGUACGUGUGGAAUAUUUCAAAGUUACAUACUGUAAUAUUGGAUGUCUAUGUCAUAGGCUUGUAGUGAUAAAAGAUUUAAUCUUAAGGGCAUUCAUGCUUGCUGUUUUUGUCAUCUCCUUAUGCACUCAUGAUAUUGUCCCACCAUGUCAUGUAGCAAUUUCUGACUUUUCAGACAUUUUGGUUGCCAUGGCAAAUAGAAAAACAUUUUUGCAACUAAAAUUGUAGCAGUAGUCACCGAUUUAUUUGCUGGCGAGCAUUAUGUGAGCCAGCACACUAUUCUCUACAAUAGCAGGAAAAAGCCAAAAUUUAUUGGGUGUAAGAUCAGGAGCAUGCACAGUCGAUUGCUUUUCUUAUUAUCCGGGGUAUUCACUCCUUUGCAAUGACAUCGUGUAAAACGCACUUGGACGAGAUCGAGAGAAUACAAGAGCAUGGUGGCCAGCGGAUAAUUGCAGUAUUUUUCCCAAAGUAAAUAUUUCAGAGACAGGAAGCGAACCAGCAGAGGAAAUGGUAAUAAUUGUUCUUCAAUGAUUGAAAAAAUAAUUUCAUUUCUCUUUGUUUUUCUCGCAUAUCGUAUUUGUCCUUUGGUAUUGAAAUAAUUAUUGCAUUAUGCAAGUGUCACUCACUGCAACCAUGUAAAUUCUUAACUGACAACAAUGCGGGCUGGACUAUUGAUCGAUUUUAUAGGUAUUUUGCCGGGUGAGGAGAAGAUUAUAGAAGUUAUGAUACUGACAAAAAUCACUAGAGAAUUAGUGUCAAAUUUAUCAGAAUUAAGUCUAUCCAAGAGAGCUUUAUAAAGUAUGAGCUUGCAUACCUGAAUAAACAGAUUCACACUUCAUAACAGUGAUGACAUUUCACUUCUUUUAUUACAAUCAGUCAACACCUGAAAUUCAAAGUUAAAAUUCAAACAACCCUAAUAAAUUACAACUAUUGCUGAAAGCUCUGUACCUUGAAGCGACCUUAAGUUUCCUUAGUUUUGCACCAAAACACUACUUGAUAACUCUUUGGCAGUUCUUUCAGCCUUUGUAUACGCAGCUAUAUGUUGCAUAUUCAAAACUCUGUGGAGGAAAAUUGUUAAAAGGAAAAAGCAAAACACACACUAUGUCUGAAAAGCAACAUAAAAUGAAUAAUUUUGUGAAUUACCAAAAUAUUAUACUGAGAAACAAUCCUGCCUUCAACCUCCAUGAUUUUGUUCCUUCUCAAAAAAUGUUGAUCUUUGGUUUAUGACGUAAUGUUCAUGAUCAGUAUACAAAUAAACUGGCAAGGCUCUUGAUGUUCGCUCUGCAAGUUGUGAGAACAAAUCCUCUUUCAUAGAGAUGAGUUUUUCUCUGUGCAUUCAGCAGAAGUGUUGUGCCAGGCAAAAAUUUUUCUGUUGGGAGUAAACUGCUGACUCUAGCUCGCGGGUCUUGGGACAAAAGAGAGGAAAUGUGUGAAGCAAACCAGCUUUGCACCUAAAGCCACUUCUGUACCACAAUCAAUAAAUCAUUUGAAGUAUUUUUGCCCAUUGAGGCGUUAAAUUUGAUCUUUGUGUCAACAUCUCUUCCAAUUUAGGUUAAUAAUUCAGCUUAUAAUUUGACCAUGAGUCACAUUCAUCCAUCAAGGCGAAAGAAAGUCUGAAACCAUGUAAAUUCAAAAUGUGUAUCACUCUUUGAAGCUAACCCUUGGCUAACCAUUCAACUGUAAAAUUAUUUGACUGUCAUACUGGCAAGUGCCUGCUAUGCCAUGCGCCAGCACAUAGACUACUGUCAUGUCCAAUGUUUUUUUAUACCUUUAAGUCCAAAAAAAAUUACUGAGCACCACAUUUCCAUGUGUCAAUACUUUUGCACCUCCUUUUGCAAAUUGGCAGAAACUUUGUUGACAUAGUAGAGUAGCAUAACACAAAAAUGUCAUGUCUGCCCUGGGAUUCAUCACUUACCCAUUCGUGACCACAAUGAAAUUAUUUCUGUAGGCUAAUAAAGAAAUUUUAAAAAUAUAAAAAAGCGAUUACUUACAACCCAGGCCUCGUUUAUCAUCUGCUUGCACUCUGGAAAUUCGCUCAAAGGGCUUCCCCAUUUAUAUAUCAGAAAUACACGGAAAUAACAUAUUUGUCUUUUAAGGCUUACCCACCCUAAUUCUCAGGUAUUAUUUUCAUUUUCUUCACUUUUUUUAUUUUUAAACUGUAUUCUCUGUAAGCUCUGAUGCCAGCACUUAAUUUCAAAUUGAAACUCUUAGUUUUAUUUGUUAGUCUAGGUUCAGAUGCUAUACUUAGUUCACAUAAGCUGAAUCCUCACGAAGCACAACUUCUGAAUCAGUUUGAAAAAACUAAUUGAAUUUGAAUCGGCUCAACCAUUCUUCUUGCCUGGCUCAGCUGGGAAUAACAGCCCAAUUUACCUAAUAUUAUUUAAAACAGUGCCUUAUGUGUUGUAAGGAAGUUCUUCAGUAUGCUUUUUCUUCAGUACAAUAUGGUGAUACCCCAAUUUUUUUUUCAUUUCUUUAUUUGGUUAUGUAUAAAAGAAGCAACAGUGUUAAAAAAUGACCUUUGCAAAGUCAUUGUAUGGACAGUGCUUGUUAUGAAAAUAACUUAUUGAAUGUUUGGUCUUGCUUUUGUCACAGGGAUCCCAAAUCUUUCCAUUGUUCCUUAUAUGAGCAAGCGUGUACCCAAGGGAUCAAAUGUCAUCUACACAUGCAAGGCACAUAAUGCUACAGUUUGUGACAAUUUGCAGUGGUCCAAAGUCAAUGGGCUUAUGAAUGACGUUAGCGUAACAUCACCGUGGAACAAUAACGGAGUGUGGGAAACAGAACUGGAAAUUGAAAAGGCUGCUUUUGCUCAUUCCGGGAGAUACAAGUGCGAGCUUUCUUAUCAUCAGGAUUUGUUGGCGGAAGAUGAAGUUGAAGUGACAGUCUCUGGUAAAUGUCAUUUUAAGGUCAUUCAUGUAAAAUGAUAAUAAUAGUAAUAAUAAUAUUUUGUUAAUAUUAAUACUGAUAUUUAUGAUAAUUUUCUUAUAAUUCAUGGAGAAAUAGAGGAUAUUACAUGGCUGCGCGGAGAUACGAACUUUUCUCUUUGAGUGUUGAAAAAUAUUUCACUCGUUCGCUGCUCUCACUUUCUCUGCUUUCAUAUCUCCAAGCGGCCAUGUAAUGUUCUAUUUUUUAUAUAAACACCAAUGAAAUACCAAACCAUUUCACUUUAAUAGUUUUUUGGUGUAAAAGGCUCAAUUUAUUAUGUAGCCAUAGCAAAGGUGAUAUUUUCACAUGUGAAGAUAACAUGUUAUUUUCACAUGUGAAGAUAUCAAGUUUUCGCGCAAAAGCUCACCUGGUAUUUCAUUGGUGUUUAUAUAAUAAUUAUUGAUACCACCUUCUGGUUGUCUGAAAAAGCAGUUGAGCAUCUUAUUUUUCUAAGUUACAUGGGGCACUGACUGGGAAAAUUUUGGUGUUUUGGAUACAUGUGGGUGGUUACAAAUGGAGGCUCGACCCUCCCCACUGUACAAAUGUCUGUACAAUUUUGUGACUUUAUGGAGCAAUAUCUUUGCUCACUUUUAACCCUUUAAGCCCCAGUAUCCACAUUCAACUUCUCUAAACUGAUCUCCAUACACUUCCUUACAGAAUGAGUUUAGAGAAUUUGAUAAAAGAUCAUGGCAUUUUUCCUUGGGUGAUCACUUUAUUAAUUAUCAUAAUUUAUCUCUUGACAGUGUAUGGAUAUUGUUAGGAAAAAAUUGAUCUUGGUCACUAUUGGCACUUAAAGGGUUAAGGGAUCACCUUUAAAUUUGGUAAAUUUCCUAAUUUCAAGGUGGUCUUUCCAUCAGUGUCUAUUGAUAUUCCCUUACUGGAGGUAUUUGUAAGAGUCAAAAGUCAAAAGAAUUGUAGAAGGGUCCAUUAUUGCAGCAUCACCUAAUAUCAUAGGCCCUGGCUAAUAUUAUCUACAUCUACAAUGUACAACUUUAACCCUUUAAGUUCCAAUAGUGACUAACAUCAAUUAUCUCCUAACAAUAUCCAUACACUGUCAAGAGAUAAGUUAUGAGAAUUAAUAAAAUGAUCACCCAAGAGAGAAUGCCUUGAUCUAUUAUCAAAUUCUCUCAACUAAUCCUUUAAGGAAAUGUAUAGAGAUCGGUCAGGAGAAUUUGUAUGUGGAUAGUGGGGCUAAAAGGGUCAAUCUACAACAGUUUCCCAUCAUACUUGCCAUGACUUAAACAAUUGCAUGAUGCCAGUGCUUCUUUUCUUUUUUAAGACAAAACCAUGCCUAAAAUGAGAAAGUCAGCAAAUUUAAGGGUGACAUUAUUAAACAGUUUUGAAAAGUGAAGGUGUAUGUGAUUUCGUUCCAGCUCCAGAGGACGUGAAGAUAACCACCAGCUCCCCUUCUCCGAUAUGGGUAAACAAUCCAGUCCAGGAAUUGAGAAUCAGAUGUGUCGCCACUGGCUUUCCUUAUCCCACAUUCACAUGGCAAAAAGAUGGGAAAGUCAUAGAAAAUUGUGAAAUACAUGAAGAAUGUGCCAAAACUAAGAGGUACCUUUUGACGUCGUACGGCCUGAAAAUAGUGCAGCCACACUAUCCUGAUGAUAAUGGCAAAUUUAGCUGUGUAGCAAGAAAUGCUAUGGGGACAGACAGAAGAGACUUUGAUGUUAUUAUACCAGGUAGGUUUUGAUUGUGUGGAACCCUUUUCCCUCUGAUCCCUCACAGCCAAUCACCCUCUGAGAAACCAGAGGGGUGAGUUCAGAGGUCAUCAGUCCAUCAGUGUACACUGUACAAGUGUUGCCUAUCAGCUGUGACUGUUUCCUUAGGGCAUCCCCUUAUUUUUUUUGUCUACCGUUGAAUGCUUUUCCUGAUUUUGCGUCAGUCGGUCGGAUUUAAAACAAAAAAAAUCACAAGGAGUGUCGGAAUAGGUGGCUUGGUACCCCUGCAUCGUUGCUGUGGAGCCUGGGAGCAACAAGACAUGAAGUAAUAUAUCAAGCUUGAGACGCAGUGUUUCAUCUAUUGAUGAAACACUGUGUUGAAUGCUUGAUAUUACUUUUCAAAGAGAUUUUAGAAGAAAUUAAGGAUGCAAAAAUGAGUAGUUUUUCGCCUGAUUUCCAACACUCAUUAAACAUUCAUUUUCUUUGUAUUUUCUUUAUGAAUUAUUAAUGAGAUUGACGACACAAAGUCAAUAUGGCGGAAGAGUUGGUUGAUGUUUUAGCAAAAUUGAGACAACGUAGGAAAACAAAGUGCACAAUAUAUUGUAAAAAAAUGUUCCAGUUUCGCUCAAUGUUACUAUGCUCAUUUUUUGGACUAAAAGAAGUAAUUAAAGUGAUAAGAGGUUUGUUGUGCAAAGAUUGAUAUAAUGCUUGGGAGACAUGUUGGAUCAAUUAAGGUUUUCGGAAAACUGCCCACCUACCCUUCCCCUAACCCAACAUUUUGCCCCAAGUGAGAAGCAAAUGUUAACGUUAGGUUAGGGAAGGGGUAGGAGAGCAGUUUCCUAGAAACUUAAAUUGAUCCGACAUAUUUUGUUCGGCACAAAAGAUGUGAUUCAGUCAUUCACAGGUAAUUUCUCGAGUGUCUUAGCGAAUAAGGACGCGUAAAUUAGCCUGAAUUUCACUAAAUUACUUCGAGUCGUUUUUACUCCCUCCUGAUAGGAGAAAACGACUCGAAGUAAUCGUCUGAAAUUCAGGCUACGUGUAAAUGGUAUUCUAAACAAAAUAAACUCGACAGCCGUGACGUCACAGCUCUUUUAAAUACUUAUGGUCACUGCUCUGUUUUCAGUGAAACCUGUUUUAAAGAAAUCAGUUCAGACAAUGUACCCGUGGUCACCUGGCAGGAAAGAACCAUUGAGUAUCCCAUGUGUUCUGCAGCAGGGCGCCACCCCAGACGUUACGUUUACCUGGCAGCGGCAACUGAUCAUAUAUGAUAUAAAGCUCCUUCAGAACAUCGCUAAAAACGACGAUAAAUUUGAAAUCAUUUCUUCCCCGAAUCAUACAGGGAGUGUAUUGAAAAUUGUAUCAUUUCCUCAGCCUUCAAGAGUCAGCUUUGUGUGCAACGCAGCUAAUUCAAAGGGGAGUGAUAAAAUGACGUUUGAACUUGCAGAAAUGAGUUAUUAG
Molecule: messenger RNA, 7384 nt
Organism: Porites evermanni
Lineage: Eukaryota; Metazoa; Cnidaria; Anthozoa; Scleractinia; Poritidae
Source: the annotation of a GenBank genome assembly